AUGUCGUCCACCCAGCGGUUUUCUCUUCUCAAUUCAUUGCCGUCCAUUAAUCUAGAGUCGCAAUGGCCGCAGGCUAAUGAAUCACUCGUAUUGGAACCCUUUACAUAUAUUACCUCCAAGCCCGGCGAGGAAAUCCGCACACUGCUCAUCGAGGCUUUCAACAUAUGGCUUGCAGUCCCUAGCGACCAACUCGAGGUCAUAGACCGUGUCGUUCAAAUGCUGCAUAAUGCGAGCUUGAUGCUCGAUGACAUAGAGGACGAUGCGCAGUUGCGAAGGGGACAGCCUGCGACGCACAAGAUAUACGGCAUCCCGCAAACUAUUAAUACCGCCAACUACGUAUAUUUCUCAGCUUAUAAGGAGCUCUCGAAGCUGAGGAGACCAGGCGGGGACGAGGGCGAGAAUGUGGUGAGGGUGGUGGGCACUAGCGAUUUGGAUUUGGUAGUUACGGAGGAGCUUUUGAAUUUACACCGUGGGCAGGGCUUGGAAAUCUUGUGGCGAGAUUUGUUGCAGUGUCCAACGGAGGAAGAGUAUAUAUCUAUGGUUAACAACAAGACGGGGGGUGGAUUUAGGAUAGCUGUCAAGUUGAUGAUGGCGCACGCAACGAAGAACCUCGACAUGCGAGUCCUCGAUUUCGUCCCUCUGGUAAAUAUUUUCGGAGUGUAUGUCAAGAUACGGGAUGACUACAUGAACUUGCAAAGCACAGAGCACAGCGACAACAAGGGCUUCGCAGAAGACCUCACCGAGGGCAAAUUCUCCUUCCCAAUCGUUCAUGGAGUACGUGCGGACGAACAGAAUCGAGUUGUUAUGAACGUGCUACAAAAACGCCCUACGACACCGACCCUGAAGCAUCACACAGUUGACUACCUCCGCACACAGACAAAGUCGUUUGACUACACACUUGCGGUGAUGAGCACCUUGGAGCGGCAGGUCCGGGAGGAGAUUGCACGCCUUGGCGGUAAUCCCCAGCUUGAGAAGAUAUUGGACGCCCUGCAUGUGGAACAUGAUUUACAUGAUUCAGGUGGGUGUGUAGAUGAAGGAGUUGUACCUUGAGUCGAGAGUGAAUCUUGGACUUGUGAAUAUGUGGAGUUUCCACUCGUAUCUGGGAAGUACAAGCCAGGCUGGUCUCGAGUUUGAGUGGGGUUGUAAUGUACUGAUUGAUUGUACUUACUUGCUUUCAGCGUUGAAUUGGUUUGAUGUUAUACCAUAACAUCCACUCAUGGAUAGUUCUUUGGAGG
Messenger RNA from Suillus subalutaceus, 1235 nucleotides. Its product is annotated as terpenoid synthase. Bases 1 to 1050 code for a protein of 349 amino acids. The transcript has 6 exons. The record is from RefSeq and is a predicted model, not a curated record. Gene Ontology annotation, biological process: isoprenoid biosynthetic process. Gene Ontology annotation, molecular function: prenyltransferase activity. Lineage: Eukaryota; Fungi; Basidiomycota; Agaricomycetes; Boletales; Suillaceae.